AUGCCUUUUGAAAGAAUCACCACUUGCCUCUGGUUCCAGGACCAAGCUGAAGAGGCAGCAAACUACUAUGUCACGACCUUCGCUCCCUACUCCAAAAUCAACACUACCCAACGCAACACCCUACCUAGUCAAGAGACUGAAAGAGUCAUGGCCGUCGAGUUUGAGCUUCAAGGUCGCACUUUUGUCGCCCUCAACGGCGGAGCAGUCCCUUGGCAGUUCAACGAGGCCAUUUCCAUGGUGGUCAACUGCAAAGAUCAGGCCGAAGUCGACUACUACUGGGAGAAGCUCAGUAAGAAUGGCGAUGCUUCCCGUCAACAGUGUGGAUGGUUGGCGGACAAGUAUGGUGUUUCUUGGCAGAUUGUGCCCACUGCGUUUAAGGAAAUGAUGUGUUCGGGGGACAAGGCGGGUGUGGGGAGGUUGACUGCGGCUAUGAUGAAGAUGAAGAAGUUUGAUAUCGCAGAGUUGGAAAAGGCAUUCAAAGGAUGA
This is a messenger RNA of Fusarium pseudograminearum CS3096, 486 nucleotides long. RefSeq lists its product as uncharacterized. The coding region runs from base 1 to 486 and encodes 161 amino acids. The record is from RefSeq and is a predicted model, not a curated record. The transcript has a single exon. NCBI's taxonomy places the organism in Eukaryota, Fungi, Ascomycota, Sordariomycetes, Hypocreales, Nectriaceae.